AUGAUGGUGGAAUAUGACGAGGAGACGUUGAGAUUGGAGGAUUCUCAAGAGAUGGCGACGUCAUCUGAAACCGCCACGUCAUCAGAUCCCCUGGAGACGAUGACGUCGCUUGAGGAUCUUCAAAUAGAAUACACGAUUCCACAGAAUCAACCAUCCACGUCAUCAGCAGCGGUUCAACGGGGAGGGCUUUUUGUCUUUGAAAGCGCUCGAAGAGGACCGGGAAGACCUGCAAAUCGGAGAAACAGAAUUAUGGGACAAAGGGGGCUGAUGCUUCUUAAGGAGCCCAAACGAGAAGAGCCAUCCUUCCACCAUUAUCAUCACAACUCGGCACCACCAUCCCCACCACAAAUCCAUCGAUCAUCUCCAGAAGCAUAUUCCCCAUCGCAUCCUCAAUUUCCAUCCAAAAAAAUCUACCCAAAAAUGAGCAAACUGUGUCAAGGAGUGAUUAAUCAGUUGAGAGGACGAGGACUCGGACAGUUCAGAGCAUCGGAUCGCACACACUUCUGCUUGACUUGCCUCUCGUUCAAAAAAUGCACGAAACAGCACGACGAGCCAUGGCGAGAGCUGGAGCGUGUAUGGCGAUCGGAGUACGGUAAUCAACGGGUGAUUCCUGACGAGCUGGUCAAUCAAAUGGAAGAAAUGAAGCAUCGAUUUCAGUGUGAAGAGGAGGCACUCGCUGUCAACGAAUCACCGUCGCCGGAAUCCUUUCAAACGUUGAUCUGA
Molecule: messenger RNA, 723 nt
Organism: Caenorhabditis briggsae
Lineage: Eukaryota; Metazoa; Nematoda; Chromadorea; Rhabditida; Rhabditidae
Exons: 3
Coding region: 1-723 (240 amino acids)
Source: RefSeq, a predicted model, not a curated record